AUGUCUACCAAUAACAAUAUCGAAUGGUCUGCUUCCAAGGUCAGAACUACGUUCUUGGACUUCUUCAAAGACAAAAAGCACACGUUUGUGCCCUCGUCGUCUGUGGUUCCCCAUAAUGACCCUACGCUUUUAUUUGCCAACGCUGGGAUGAACCAAUACAAACCUAUUUUCUUGGGUACCGUUGACCCCUCGUCUGAUUUCGCUAAUUUGAAGAGAGCCGCCAACUCCCAGAAAUGUAUCAGAGCCGGUGGCAAGCACAAUGACUUGGAGGAUGUGGGAAGAGACUCUUAUCACCAUACUUUUUUUGAGAUGUUGGGAAACUGGUCUUUUGGGGAUUACUUCAAAAAGGAGGCCAUUGGAUUCAGUUGGAACUUGUUGGUCGGAACCUAUGGCUUGGAUAAGGACCGCUUAUAUGUAUCAUACUUUGGUGGUGAUGAAAAGCAAGGGUUGGACCCAGAUUUAGAUGCUAAGCAGCAUUGGUUGAACAUUGGGGUUGCUGAAGACCACAUUUUACCGGGUGACGCCAAGGAUAACUUCUGGGAAAUGGGUGACCAAGGCCCUUGUGGCCCGUGUUCCGAGAUCCACUACGACAGAAUCGGUGGCAGAAAUGCUGCUCAUUUGGUCAACAUGGAUGAUCCAAACGUAUUGGAAAUCUGGAAUAUUGUGUUUAUUCAGUAUAAUAGAGAACCUGACAGUACCUUGAGAUCAUUGCCCGCCAAACACAUUGAUACAGGUAUGGGGUUCGAGAGAUUGGUUUCGAUUUUGCAAGACAAGUCAUCUAACUAUGAUACUGACGUGUUUACGCCCAUCUUUGACAAGAUUAGAGAAAUCACCGGGGUCAGACCCUAUACCGGUAAAUUUGGUACCGAAGACAAGGACGGAAUUGACACCGCCUACCGGGUGAUUGCUGAUCACGUGAGAACGUUGACUUUUGCCAUCACCGAUGGAGGAGUGCCCAAUAAUGAAGGUAGAGGGUACGUGUUGAGAAGAAUCUUGAGAAGAGGUUCCAGGUACGUGAGGAAGUACAUGAACUACCCUAUUGGGACGUUCUUCCAGCAAUUGGCUCCUGUUGUCAUUGAACAGAACAAGGAGAUUUUCCCUGAAAUUGCCCAUAAACUGCAAGACUUGAUGGAGAUCUUGAAUGAAGAAGAAUUGAGUUUCGCCAAAACUUUGGACAGAGGUGAAAAGUUGUUUGAACAAUACUCUAUCAUUGCUUCUAAGACCCCUGAACAGACAUUGAGUGGAAAGGAUGUCUGGAGAUUAUACGAUACCUAUGGAUUCCCAGUUGAUUUAACCAGAUUAAUGGCUGAAGAAGCUGGAUUGAGUAUCGAUGAAGUUGGGUUUGAAAAGGCCAAGGAAGAGUCCAGAGAAGCAUCCAAAGGGCGUAACAGCAAAAGCGGUGCUCUGUUGGUAAAAUUGGAUGUCCAUGCACUUUCGGAGUUGGAUUCCAAUGACUCUAUUCCUAAAACUGACGACUCCUACAAGUACGGUUUAGACAAUAUUAAAGCCAAGGUGGUGGCUAUCUACGAUGGUGCCGGGUUUGUUGAAGUUGUUUCUGAUACGACUUCCAAGCAAUAUGGUAUUCUUUUGGACAGAACUCCAUUCUAUGCUGAACAAGGUGGUCAGGAAUACGAUACAGGUAAGUUUGUUAUAGACGGCCAGGCAGAGUUCAAUGUUGAGAAUGUCCAGGUUUACGCUGGUUAUGUGUUGCACACGGGUAAUUUGGUGGAAGGAAGCAUCAAGGUUGGAGAUGAAGUGAUUGCUGGAUACGACGAGUUGAGAAGAUGGCCAAUUAGAAACAACCAUACCGGUACACACGUAUUGAACUAUGCUUUGAGGGAAGUAUUGGGUAACUCAGUUGACCAGAAGGGUUCCUUGGUUGCACCUGAAAAGUUGAGAUUCGACUUUAGUCAUAAACAGGCUUUGAAACCAGAAGAAGUCUCCAAGGUCGAAGAUAUCUCUAAUGAGUACAUCAAGGCCAACAAACAAGUUUACGCCAAGGAGGUGUCUUUGGCCGAUGCUAAGCAAAUCUAUGGCUUGAGAGCUGUGUUUGGUGAAACUUACCCAGACCCUGUGAGAGUGGUUUCGAUUGGAAAGUCAGUCGACGACUUGUUAUCCAACCCCGACAACAAAGACUGGUACCAUUUUUCGGUUGAGUUCUGUGGUGGUACCCAUGUCACCAAAACAGGAGAUAUUAAGGACUUGGUGAUUAUCGAAGAAAGUGGUAUUGCUAAGGGUAUUAGAAGAAUUGUUGCGGUGACUGGCACCGAGGCUCACCGGGUCCAACAAAUUGCCCACGACAACGAAAAGGAAUUACAUGAGAUCAACUCGUUACCAUUUGGACCUGCUAAGGAGUCUAGAGCCAAGGACUUUGGUGUCAAUUUGAAGAAGUUAUCCAUUUCUGUCACCGAAAAGCAGAAGUUGAAUGAGAAAUUCAACAAGUUGGACAAGGCCAUCAAAGAUAACUUGAAGGCGAUCCAAAAGGAAGAAACCAAGAAAGUGAUGGAUGUUGUGAAUGAGUGGUUGCAAGACAAAGAAGCCAAGAACUUUUUGGUCAGCCAUGUCCCCAUUAACUCCAAUGCAAAAGCUAUUGCCGAAGGUCUUAAUUUGAUCAAGAAACUGCAUCCUGAAAAAUCCAUUUACUUGUUCACCGGCAAGGACAAAGUUGCCCAUGGAUGUUACAUUUCCAACGACGCUCUUGAAAAGGGAAUUAAUGUCACUGAUUUGGGAGUGGCUGUUUCUUCCAAUAUCGGAGGUAAGGCUGGUGGAAAGGGUAACACCAUCCAAGGUAUGGGUGACAAUGUUGGCGGAGUUGACAAGGCCAUCGAGGAGUUGACUGCAUUGCUUAGUUCCAAGUUGUAG
This is a messenger RNA of Yamadazyma tenuis ATCC 10573, 2862 nucleotides long. It is a transcript of the gene ALA1, whose product is annotated as alanine--tRNA ligase. Lineage: Eukaryota; Fungi; Ascomycota; Pichiomycetes; Serinales; Debaryomycetaceae. Gene Ontology annotation, cellular component: mitochondrion; cytoplasm. Gene Ontology annotation, biological process: alanyl-tRNA aminoacylation. Gene Ontology annotation, molecular function: aminoacyl-tRNA deacylase activity; nucleic acid binding; ATP binding. The record is from RefSeq and is a predicted model, not a curated record.